Messenger RNA from Penicillium canariense, 5184 nucleotides. RefSeq lists its product as uncharacterized. Bases 1 to 5184 code for a protein of 1727 amino acids. Gene Ontology annotation, molecular function: ATP binding; microtubule binding; microtubule motor activity. Lineage: Eukaryota; Fungi; Ascomycota; Eurotiomycetes; Eurotiales; Aspergillaceae. The transcript is spliced from 5 exons. The record is from RefSeq and is a predicted model, not a curated record. Gene Ontology annotation, biological process: microtubule-based movement; mitotic spindle organization.
AUGACCGCCUCACCGCCAGCGUCGCCGACGGGGCCUGCCCCGCGGCCCAUCAGUGCGAUGAUGCGCACAUCGCGCAGCAACAGUCGCAUGAGCAUGAGCAGCAGACACGGUGGAAGUCGCGCAUCGGACGAGGAUGGCAAGACUGCGGUCAAAGUCGCUGUCCGAGUGCGACCGCCUCUAAAGUCUACCGACCCCGGGUACGAGUUGAUUCCCCAGCGGUUUCAGCGUUCCAUGGUCCACGUCACGUCCCCAACCAGCGUGGCUGUAGAUGUCCCGCAGGGCCGCAAGUUGUUUGUGUUCGAUCGAGUCUUCCCCGAGACGGUGGAACAAGAUGGCAUUUGGGAUUAUUUGAACGAUAGCGUCAAUUCGUUCGUCCAGGGCUACAAUGUUUCCAUCUUGGCCUAUGGUCAGUCCGGCGCUGGAAAGUCAUAUACGAUGGGCACUUCGGGCCCGAAUGAGCAGAAUAACUCUGGGGCAAUGGGUAUUAUUCCCCGCGCUGCCCAGGCUUUGUUUGAAAAUCUCGAUGGACCGAAACACGCCCGCAAUGGCUCCGCCUCGACCGGUCUCCGAACCCCGCAACGAUACUCCAUGAGCUCCGCCUCGAGCUUUGGAAAAGCGAAUGUGGAAAAGAACUGGCAGUUGAAGGCAACCUACGUUGAGAUCUAUAAUGAACAACUUCGGGACUUGCUUCUUCCUGACUCGGUUUCCUCCACUGAUCGCAGCACUGUCACCAUUCGCGAGGACGCCAAGGGACGCAUUCUUCUGACCGGCCUGCACCAGGUCAGCAUCAACUCCUUCGAUGACCUCAUUGGAGCUCUGAACUUUGGCUCGACCAUUCGCCAAACCGACUCAACCGCCAUCAACGCCAAAUCGUCUCGUUCGCACGCCGUGUUCAGCUUGAACCUCAUCCAGCGCAAGACUUCAACACAACCCAUGUCCCCCAAGGAAAAGCGCAUGUCAAUGCCCGUGGAUUCGUACUCUAAUGGCGAGUCUGUUACCGUGGAUAGCAAGCUCCACUUCGUUGACCUGGCAGGUAGCGAACGCCUGAAGAACACAGGUGCUUCCGGCGAACGUGCCAAGGAAGGUAUUUCGAUCAAUGCUGGCCUUGCCGCCCUCGGCAAGGUUAUUUCACAGCUCUCCUCUCGCCAGUCCGGGUCCCAUGUUUCAUACCGUGACUCAAAGCUCACCCGUCUCCUGCAAGAUUCUUUGGGUGGCAAUGCGAUCACCUACAUGAUUGCUUGUGUCACUCCCGCUGAAUUCCAUCUGAGCGAGACCCUUAACACCAUCCAGUACGCACAGCGAGCUCGGGCCAUUCAAAGCAAGCCCCGCAUUCAGCAGGUCGCCGACGAUGGCGACAAACAGGCAUUGAUCGAGCGCCUGAAGGCCGAGGUCAACUUCCUCCGACAGCAGAUUCGCAACACGGAAGGCUCUGACCGUCGAGAGGCAGUCUCUGCGGAACGCAGCGAACGCAAGAAUGAGCGAGAGAUCCAGCUUCAGAAUCAGCUCCUCGAUGCCCAGGAGAGCUAUAACGCACUUAGUCAGCGCCACACCAAGCUGAUUUCACGUCUGGCUAAUGAAUCAGAGACUACCAACAGAGGGACCGACGAGACCCCGGAUGACCUGGGUAAGAGUUCAAUUGAGAGAAUCCAACGCUCCAAAUCCUUUGCGGAGUCCGUGGAGCAAGUUGUUCUCGAGUAUGAAAAGACUAUUCAAAGCUUGGAAUCAUCUCUGUCCGAUACCCGUUCUUCCCUGGCCAAUACGGAAAGCACCCUCUUAGAGCGUGAGACUAAGUGUACAUAUGUUGAGACGGUGAACGCGCAACUGCAAUCCCGUGUGCAGAAGCUCUUGGACCGUGAAGCCAGCACAGAAACCUACCUCCACGAGUUGGAAUCCAAGGUGGAUGGUGCCUCCACUGGAGAAGAAAAGCAUGCUACCAUUGUGGCAGAGCUGCGCAAGGAGCUAAGCCGUGCUCGCGAAAAUGAAGCAGGUUGCGAAGAAUAUAUCUCCACACUGGAAGACCGACUCGCCGAGUCUGAUCAGGACAUGGAGCUGAUGCAGCGCGAGGUGAUCCGAUUGGAGCAUGUCAUCCAGCGCCAGCGUGGUCUCGGAACUCUCGACAACCUACUCCAUGAUCUUGAUACUCGCCACCAACAGCACCAGCAGAAUGGCGAGGAGUAUGCUGGCACCAACGGCAUCGACUCGUUUUAUACGCCUCCCCCGGUCAAGAUCUCCCACCACAAGCACACCCCGUCCCUGGACGUCCUUAAUGAGGCUGCGGAGACCGCUAUUCCCGAGUCUGAUGAGGAUUUCUCUGAUCCCAUCCCCGAAGAGGAAGAAGAGGAGACCGUCCAAGAUGCCGAAAAGUCGGCCGAGGAGCCAGGAGAGGACCUGAAGGUGCUGGAGAAUGUUACGAGCAAACUCCAGGCCCGACGUACGGAGGCUGCUCGUGAAGAGCCGAUUUCCAGCCCUGCCCAGUCCAUGUUUGUCGUCGACAAGCUUGAGACUGUUACCCAAGAACUUUUCGAACUUCGUCUCAGCCACGAGAACACUUUGGGUGAUUACGAGUCGCUCGAGGCUAAAUAUGAAGAAGCCCUGAAGGCUCUCGCUGAGCUCCGCCAGGACAAGAUGGACGAAGCCCGUCACCCAGCCCCCGCUGUCCAGAACGAAGUCUCCCGGCCUUCUGGGGCACAACACUCAUUCUCGCAAUCACUCUCCUCGGAAUUGUCCUCGGCCGGGGAGUCGCCUGCUUUGCGCGGGCUUUCUGAAGCCACCAAGCAUGACAGCAUCGAGACGCCUGCGACUCCUAUCGCCUCUUCUGUCAUCGCCUCCGCCGACACUGAGGAGGUUGAGAAGAUGCGCAAGAUGCUUGCUGAGCACCAGGUUGAUGCCGAUCGCAUGACCGAGAAGUACGCUGAACUCCAGACUGAGCACGAGGAGAUUUUGACUCUUGUCGAGAAGCUGAAGGCCGAAGCCGAGGCUCAACGCAAUAAGUCUAGCCCUCCUUCCACCCCUGGCUUCAAAAUGAUCCGACGUAUGACCAGCCAAAACCUUCUGUCGGGUGUCGAUCGUGCUCACCGGUCCCUCACCGCGCUGCGCAUUAUUGCCAAUGAGGAGCUUGCCAGCAAGCCCGAUGUCCUUCACAACUUUGAAAACAACCUGGAUGCCACAAUGCAUGAGCUGUCUUCACGGAUGGAGCGUCUCCAGUCCCUGGAGGCCGAGAAUCACAACGUGAAGAAGGAGAUGGAAAUGAAGGCCACCAUUAUCUCUGGUCUCACCCGAGAGCGAUCCAGUUUGUCAGGUGCUUCAUCCGUUGACAUGGGCCUUGUUUCUCAACUCCGUGAUCAGGUUGUGCACCAAGAGAACCAAAUCAAUGAGCUCCGGGAGGCCCACGAAACCCGGGAGAAGCAGCUGUUGACCGAAAUUGAGAAGCUCAAUGCUCUCUUGCAGAGCCAAGAGGUCGCGGCUAAGGCCUUGGAUGCCGGCGCCGAGGAGCAGGAUAGGAAAAUUGAUGUCCUAGAAGGCGAACUGACCGAGUGGAAGGGCAAGCACCAGACUGCUCUAGAGUCUCUGCAGACCUCGGAGAAGCAGCUCGCUACUACCUUGGCCGAACUCGAGACUUCCCUGGCCUCUGUCGAGGCGAUGCGCUCGGAGCGCUCUGCAGCGAACGAUGCCUCUGCGGACAAGGAGGCUGCCGCACAGGCUCUCGAGACUGAGCGCGCAAAGCAGCAGGAGCUCGUGAAGUGCCUCAAGAAGGAUAUUGAGGAGCACAAGACUACGAUUUCCACCCACGUUGAGAGGAUCGCUGGUUUGGAGAAGUCCCACUCGGAUCUCCAGGAGCAAUUGCUCGCACAGUCCUCUGCCACCGAAGUGAGCAACGGCCCAGUCGAUAUGGCCCGCAUUGCCAAUUUGGAGCAGGAGAUUGCCACCCACAGGUCCGCCCUCGAUUCGCACAAGGCAGACCUGAACUCUCUGCAAGAAUCUCACAAGCGUGAACUUGCUGAGCUCGAGGAACGUACCAAGGCUGCGGUUCAAGCUGAGCACGAGGCUCGCCUCUCUGAGAAAGAUGCUGAGCACGACAAGGCCAUGGCAGCCUUGCAGAAGGACAUUGCUGAUUCCCGUGAUGAGUUGUUGAAUCUGCUCCAGGCUGUCUCAUCCCUGCUCAAUUCCGAUGUCACCACCGCGACACUCGCGGACCAGAUCCAAGACAUCUUGGCCCAGAAGCAGCACUUCUCGGAGAAGUACGCUGAGCUCAUGGAUACCAACGAGGAACUGCGCAAGCAGCUCAAUGCUAGCGGUGAUAUGGAAGAAUUGAACAAAAAGAAUGCCACCCAGGAGGCCAAGGUGAACGAGCUGGCUCUCUUGGUUGCCACCCUGGAGGACACUCUUCGCCAGAAGGAUGAGCAGGUUAAGAAGAAGGAGGCUCUUGUUGAGGAGAUCACUAUCGAGAGGGAGAAGAGCGUGCGCCUGGUGGAGGAGCUCGAGGAGCAGAUUACCAGCAGCUUCGACCAGCACCACAACCGUUUGUCUGUCAUCCAGCAGGAGCGCGACCAGGCCUUAGAGGAUGCCAAGGCCAAGAUUGUUCUUCUUGAGAAUGACAUUGAGACAUACCAUGUGCGCAUCGAGCAGCUCGAGCUUCAAGUCAAGAACGGAACCUCCGAUGGUUCCCACGACCGCAGCAGCUCGCUGACAUCCAACCUCCGCAAGAGCUCAUCUGCAGCGUCCCUGCCUUCGCCUCCCCCGGCGAUUCCCCUUCCCCCUCUUCCAACCAUUGCCUCUACCGCCAACGGUACCGGCAGUGUCUCCCCGCCCAGCUCCCGUCAUGCGAGCAGGGAGCUGGUCAGCGCCCAACUCGUCGAGGACCAGGAAAGCCGGAUCCGUACCAUCGAGAAGCACUUGUACGCCGAGAAGCAAUUGACUGCCACCCUGGAGGAGGCCCUUGGGGAUCUCGAAGCUCAAAGCAAUAAGGUCAAGAAUGACUGCGAGAGCUGGAAGAAGAAGGCGUGGGGGCUCGAAGAUGAGCUGUCUACUCUUCGCAAGGAGCGCAACUCCGCCCGCCUGUCGCUCCAGGCUGUCGAGGAGGAGCGCAGCGCCCGUAAGGAAGCCGAGGCCGCUCGGGCGCAGCUGGAAGAGCGCAUGAACGCUCUCAACAAGAAAAAGAAGAAGAGCACGCUUAACUGCUUCUAA